AGCGCGAGCGCACUGGUUUGGAUUCACUCCACUUUCUCAUCACUCACGGUGCAGCCGCGCGACCUGCUCCGUGCCGGACCGCGCGAGGACCGAAACUGGACCAAAGGGGACCGGACCAAUCCUGCGUUACUAGCAGCUUUAACUCUUUUACCACUUUUUUUUUUUUUUAGAAAGUGUGUGGGAAGAGAAACGGGUAAGAUUUUUAUUUUUUUUUCCCCCCCCGUCCCGGUGCUCCGUCCACAUCCAGCACCUCCACCCUAACUCCCUCUUCAUCCCGCAGACAGCGUGCCACCAGCGGAGGAUGCAGCCGCUUCCCUCCGGCCGCCGGUGACGCUUUCAGGGGUCGGUCAGUGAGUCCGGCCGUGCCUCCGGAGAGCGCUGGUCACGACUGACAGAAACUGAGAGAAACUGGAGGAAUAACUACAGCCGUGACUGGAUUGUUUGAUUCGUCUCUGAAUCUUUUUUUUUUGUUCGUUUGUUUAUUUUUUCUUUUUUAAAUAUUUUUUCUUUUUCUUUUCUUUUUUUUUUUUACUACAACCUUGUGGAUUCUUUAUAAUAAAACAUUUUUUGUCCUGGAGCGUCUGCGUCUGGAUACCGCGGAGGAGCGAGAGACUGUAGCCGGCGUUGGAGCGCCCAGACCUGGGUCUUUAACUCGAUCCAGAUUGAUGUUGUCCGGCAGAGACAUGGUGAUCCUGAGGUGGCAGCUACUGUCCCUCCUGGCCAUCAUCCUGAUGGUCUCCUGCAAUGCUGUGCCUACAGAUAUUCUAUAUCGGGUUAAUGAGGAACAGCCACCCAACACGUUGAUUGGCAGCCUGGCGGCAGACCAAGGCCUUCCGGACACUGGACAUCUGUACAAGCUGGAGGUUGGCACCACUUACCUGAGGGUGGACGGCAAAACUGGGGACAUCUACACCACAGAGAUUCCUAUUGACCGUGAGACACUGAGUGACUGCCAAAACCAGUUUGACGACAAAUGCUACCUGGAAUUUGAGGUGUCCAUCACAGACAUGGUGAAAGGGAUUGGCUCAGGGCCGCGGCUGAUCGAAGGUCGCAUUGAAGUGCUGGAUGUGAAUGACAACACGCCACAGUUCUCUUCACCCAUCCUCUCCCUAGCGAUUCCAGAAAAUACACACAUCGGUGCACUCUUCUCCAUCCCAAUGGCCACAGACAAGGACUCUGGUUCCAACGGUGUGGCUGAGUACUCUCUGAGUUCCGGACCUGAUGCCGAUCAACUCUUCAGCCUGCAGGUCGCUUUGGACACGGACGAGAAGCAGCCACAGCUGGUUGUCAUGGGUAACCUGGAUCGUGAGAAGAAAGACUCGUACGAUCUGAAUAUUCGGGUUGUAGAUGGAGGGGAUCCACCAAGGGCGAGCAGCGCUUUACUGCGAGUCACCGUGACCGAUCAGAAUGAUAACGCUCCGAAGUUUGAGAGAAAUCACUACGAGGCCGAACUGCCAGAGAACAGCCCACUGGGACACUCCGUUUUGCAGGUUCGAGCCAAUGAUGCAGACACUGGUGCCAAUGGAGAGAUAGAUUACAUCCUACAUCAACCACCCGAGAAUGUCCAGAGGCUUCUGCGCAUUGACCGCUCCACUGGCAUCGUUUACGUCAAAGGCCUGGUAGACAGAGAAGAAACAAAUUUUCUCAAGUUUUUUGUGGUUGCCAGAGACCGCGGGCCUAAUUCCAAGAGUUCCAAAGUCCUAGUCACCAUCAUUGUCAAGGACCAAAAUGACAACGCACCAGCGAUAGAGAUUCGUGGUAUUGGGCUGGUCACUCACCAGGACAGUGUGGCUAACAUCUCUGAAGACAUGCCGAUCGGUACCCCAGUAGCACUAGUCCAAGUAUCUGACCGUGACGAGGGAGAAAACGCUGUGGUGACAUGUGUGGUUGCAGGUGACGUCCCUUUCCAACUCCGACCUGCUAGCGAGUCAGCCAAUGAUCGAAAGAGAAAAUACUUCCUGCAGACAACUACUCUGCUGGACUAUGAACGAAUUAAAGAUUACCGAAUUGAAAUAGUUGCUGUGGAUUCUGGUAACCCAGCUCUGUCAAGCACCAAUUCUCUUAAGGUCCAGGUCACAGAUGUGAAUGACAACACGCCAACGUUUUCUCCAGCUUUCCUUGAAGUGUUCUUUCCUGAGGGCAACCAACCAGGUGACAGAGUGCUAGAUAUUUUCGCCACAGAUGCAGAUAGUGGUAUAAAUGCAGAAAUGAUUUAUAGCAUCAUUGAGUCCUCAGCCAACAGGCUUUUUGAGGUCGAUGCCAACACGGGAGAGGUCCGUGUGAAAAACACACUGGAUCGAGAGGAAGUUGAGCGCUAUGAGUUCCAUAUCGCUGCAGCCGACAAGGGCCUUCCAAGUAAAACCGGAACUGCUACACUGGUUAUAAAUAUUCUAGACCGCAAUGAUAAUGAACCCAAAUUCAUGUUGAACGGAUACAGUUUUUCUGUAAUUGAAAACAUGCUCCCACUAAAUCCUGUUGGUGUUGUGACUGUGACUGAUGCUGAUGAGGGGGAGAACUCAAGAGUGACACUGUUUGUAGAACCAGAUAAUGGCAAGUUUGUGAUUCAAAAUGGCACAGGAACGAUCCUGUCAAGCAUUUCUUUUGACCGUGAAAAGGAAAGCACCUACACCUUCCGGCUGAAGGCUGUGGAUGGUGGUGAACCACCUCGAUCUUCUUACGUUGGUGUGACCAUCAACGUCCUGGAUGAGAAUGAUAAUGCCCCCUAUGUAACCAAACCAUCCAACUCUUCCUACACUUACCUGACACCUGUCACACCUCCAGAAACAAGAGUGGAAGUGGUUGAGGCUGAGGACAUUGAUGCGGGGCUCAAUGCAGAGCUGUUUUAUUCAAUCACCGGAGGAAACCCUUAUGGCCUUUUUCAAAUCUCGCCCACAAGUGGGGAAAUCACACUGGCACAAGCAUUCUCUGGCAAGCACAAUGGGCUUCACCGGCUUGUCGUGAGGGUCAGUGAUCGAGGCAAACCUGCUCGCCACACCACAGCCUUAGUUCACGUGUUUGUAAAUGAAACCAAAUCUAAUGUGUCCCUCAUUGAGGCACUUGUGGGUCACAGUCUUUACACACCUCUGGACAGAGACAUAGCAGGAGACCCUAACUAUGCCUACAGUCAGCAAACCAACAUUUUAUAUGCUGUCCUUGCAGGUGUUGCUGUCGUUAUUUUGGUCAUUGUAGCUGUGGUGGUCAUCAGACACCAUCUGCAGAAAGAUACUAAAAGCGGUUACCAAGCUGGCAAAAAGGAGAGCAAAGAUCUUUAUGCUCCCAAGCAGGGACCCAAAAAUGGCAAAGGAAAAAAGAGCAAAAAGCCCAGAGCACCAAAACCCACCAAACCACUGGAAGAGGAUGAGGAGGCGAGUUUGCAGAAAGGUCUGAAGUUCAACCUUAUUAAUGACGUUAAUGACAGUCCCAGAAUCCAUCUGCCCCUUAACUAUCCACCAGGAAGCCCCGACCUGGGCCGUCACUAUAGGUCCAACUCUCCUUUGCCAUCUAUCCAGCUGCAACCACAGUCACCCUCUGCCUCCAAGAAACACCAGGCUGUUCAGGACCUCCCUGCAACCAACACCUUCGUAGGGACGGGCGACAACAACUCCACGGGCUCGGAUCAAUAUUCGGAUUACAGCUACAAGGCCAACCCACCCAAAUACAACAACAAACAGCUGCCCCACCGCCGAGUAACCUUCUCCACCUCCAAUCAGGCCCAGGAUCUGCAGGAUGCGUCCCAGCACAGCUACUACGACAGUGGCCUGGAGGAGUCGGAGACCCCCAGCUCCAAGUCGUCAUCGGGCCCCCGGAUCGGACCACUAGCUUUGCCAGAAGACCACUACGAGAGGACCACACCUGACGGCAGCAUCGGCGAGAUGGAACACCCGGAGAACGACCUCAGGCCCCUUCCAGACGUGGCAAUGACCGGUAACUGCACACGUGAGUGCACAGAGUUUGGCCACUCUGACUCCUGCUGGAUGCCCGGCCAGCCUUCCCCCAACCGUAAGGUCUCCAAGAACGCCCCCAAGCUCUCCACCUUCGUGCCUUACCAGGAAAUGGACGGACAGGAGCACCUGAUGGCCAACGGCAGCCCGAAGCCCAUGGUGACGGAGGAACGUGGGACGGGUAGUGGCGCUGGUGGCAGCAGCUCCAAAGUGGCCAGCAUGAGGUUCAUGACCCCAUACAGCAGUGCCUACCCUGGGAGCGGAGACUCAUCUGGCAAAGACUGUGGCCUCGAGGAGAUCCCACUGAGCCAGGCAGCGGAGUACCACUCUGCUACCACACCCACUGGCCAGACCUCCAAGAGAGAGAUCUACCUGUGAGGGUCAAGCUCUCAACUUUAAAUCCCCCAAUGAUCCACGAUGCCGCUCACCGCCUCACCUCCCACCUCCUCACAGCCACCCCCUGUGCCUACAACUCGCUGUGCCACAGCACGACUCACCCUUCUUCCUUUUUACAACUGCAUCACCGAACAAGGCUUUAGAACACCCCCGCCCCGUCUUACUGCCGCUACCGCUGACCUGACACUCCCCUCUAGAAACCAAUCAAAUGUAAGAAUAGACAAACGAAAAUGGAAGAAAAUUCAGUUUUAGCUGCUGUGGAUGGAAUGUAAACGAUGCCACAUAGUUGUGAUGAUUUCAUGGGAAACUAUUUAGCUCUUCAUGUAUUUGAGUAAAAUUUUUGUGUGUGGCAUUACGCUUUGUCGCUGUGUCGGAACAGAAAAAGAACAAGAACUUCAUGGGGGGCUAGGGAAGAACUUCUUGUAAAUCCUACUUAAGUAUACUGUGUAAUCUUAUCUAUCCUCAACUUUUUUAUUUUAUUUACUUUGUCUUUGUUGACUUCGGAGGCCGUAGGAAUCGCAUUUUUUAGUCAAGUUGAACUCAACCAACGGAAACGGUUCAUUGAAAAGACGUUUGCAGAAGCGCCGCUGUUUCACAAUCACCGGAGUUGUAUCUUAGUUUUUCGGCAGAACAGAUCCUUUUUUCAGUGUACAGAGCUGUAAAUAUUACAAACAGUGACAGAGGAAACUGCUGUGGCUCUCAGUGUGGAUCUGUGGCUGUUGUGCUGUCUGCAGAUCUUCACGUAUCGUCCCUUUGAUGGACUGAAAAUCUGGGCGCACACAGGGUAACAACAUCGCAGCAUUCAGUGUCACACUGCAGGAAUCUGGACUCUUGAGCAUCACCGACGGUGCCAAGUUACAACCACAAGACUUUUUGUUGUUUGAGUGUUUCAGUUUUUUUUUGUUUUAUUUUGUUUUUUUUGUUUUUUUUUUUAUCUCUGCAGCUUCUCAACACUGCUUCUGUGGGGAAGUACAUCAUUUUGUUUUAUCAAAAGGAAGCUGACUCAGAGGAUUAAAACCUCAUGUUGUUCUCGGUAGUUGACCAUUUUAUGAUAAUUGUUAAAAUGGACUUGUUUAACAGUUAAAUAUAAACACACAAUCUUCAACAUGUGUUACAUUCCCAUUUCAAGUUUACUGAUGAGAACUGAAAAAAGGUUUUGUGGUAGAAAGUUCUGUUGCCAUCAGAACACAGUGUUCAUGUUUCAGAAGAAAGAACGACAAUACAGAAACUGUAAAAAAUAAUUACAGCCUUCUGUGGUUCUAUGGGUUUUACGCUUGAGGAUGUAUUACAAAUGAUCUGGUGUUUUUAGGUUCUAAAAUUAUUUAAAUCUAAACCUCAAAUUAAGGAAUGGCCACAACAAACUCCACAUUAUUUGUAAUUUUCAAAAAUAAAACAAAAUAAUGUCAAAUAGAAACAUCAUACAGCUAAAUACACCAUCAGUGUGGGGUUUAAUCUCGAAAGCAGAAACAAGCUGCUGCUUGUGAGACGCUCCUAAAAAACUAUAAGCUGUAGUUUUGGGUAGUUUGUUGUCACGAUAUGUGUAUGUUUUUACGCCAUGCCACGUCAGAAAGACAACCUUACUGAUCUCAGAGAAGCGAUUGUUGCUCAACAUCAGUCUGGGAAGGGUAAUACGAUCAUUUCAUAGCAAUUUGAAAUCCAUCCUUCUACCUAGGUAGAGGAGUAUUAUUCUGUAAUCGAAAGAAUUUACUUCCAGGAUACUGAUGGAGUAUUGACAAAAGGUGUACAUUGGUUUUACCUAUGCUGUGUUAUUCUCAGUAGAUUAGUUGGCUUUUUAUGCAGAAAAUUCUUUCCACUUCUCAUGCGUUUUGAUUUUCUCAAGGUAUAAAAUUCCAAAAUGGUAGCCAUUUGUGGUUAAACCCAACUUUGUUACAAUUGAGCUGCAAGAAAUAUGCAGGGUCUUGGCAUUUUCUUCAUUUCUUAUAACUACAAUUAAAAGUUGAAAUGUCCCAUUAUAAAAGAUUGAAUAAAAACAAAACAAUCAUAAAGGUCCAUCCUCUAGGGAGCAGAUGUGAAGUCGAAAAAAUCAUCACUGCAUAUACUUUCAGCACCGCAUUGGUGUAAGAAAAAUUACCAAGAUUUUCAGUCAAACUUCAAUGAUGAUCGCGUUAUACUCCAGUUUUGGUACAAACACAAGCAAACAAAAAACACACACAGAAAGAAAAAGCUGAAUGUUUCUCAGAAAGUCCAGCUGGUCUCAGAUGGUUGCACAAACAUCGGUUGUGACGUUGCUCCUGCAGCAAGAAUAUGUUAAGCACAGUGUUCAUGAAGACUUUUUUGUUUGUUUCUGAAGCAGCUGUUUCCUGUUGAUAAUGUCCACUGUAGCUGUUCUCACUCCUGAGUGUUUGACUUUAGAGAACGUCUCCCUGCUGUGUUCGUUAACUCGAAAGAGGAGCCCUGGGGUCAUUGUCGCCGCUCGUUAGUUUCCAAUUCUUUCCCACCUCUGCGUGAGGCCGAGUUGCUCCAUGUUAAGCAGGAGUAUUUAUUAAGCCAGUUUGCUGUGUGAGGUGGGAGGGAGGGCAGCCGGGGAAUGUGGCAAACAGUUGUUGUUGCGCUCCGGCCACACAGAAAUGCAUGAUUAAUGACGUCUGAAUGGGCUUUCGUCCACUAACACUCCCACUCCCCCACACAUGGAGCUCAGCAGAGAACGUCUAAUUACAACCUGAGGCUCUGCAUAUCACCAGUGAUAAUUUGCGUGAGGAAAAGGGAGUUGAUGUGGAGGUCCAGUCCUGUCAGGUCUUGUUCUCGUGGCUGCUGAAAAUGUCGUGAGAUUUCACCUGAACGGAUGGAAACUUGCAGAAGAGGAUGAGAAGAGGAUAUUGAUUAGCCUGCUCUCUGAGAUAGUUUAGCUUUUAAAAUUAAAUAUACUGAGUCAAGUGCUGACAUUUUCAAAGUACACACUUUCUUUUGCAGACACAGACAAAAUAAAGUAAAUAAAAAUAUUUGGAUCUUAGAAAAAUCCUGGAGUUUAAUAAACUAAAAAUGCACAGCUAUGCAUUUUGUACCAUUUAAGUUAAACAUGCCUGUUUAUCAUAUCCACAAGGUGAGAUCGAUGUCUUUCUCGAGUGAACAGGAGUGUAACUGACUCAUUAGCUUGGUUUCUUUGCACUCAGCACUUCCAGCCUUCACAGUCAGAGCACCACACCAAAGCAACAUAAACAAGCUGAAAGUCUUUGCAAGUAAACUGAUUACAAAUUAGGGUCAUCAGCUGGGUCAGGCAGGGUUAAUAUCUCGUUUCAUGAGGCAAACAGCUUGAUGGAGCAUCGCAGAUUGUUUCUCUCUAGCUCCAUGUUUUUAUCUUCAAUGUACAAUCAUCCUUUACAUAUCAGCCAGCUAAUUGCUUUGUGUUGUGUUUUAUAUUUGGUUCAACUUGAGGUAAAGCUUGACGUGUGGGCUCUUCUGCAGUUCUUCUCAUGAUCCAGCCUCUGAAUAAAGUUUGAUUUAUUCUCGACAUAUCUGCCCGUUCAGUAAAUAUGCUCAUACAACGACACACAUACAUCAGCCGUCAUUCAGCUGCCGCUCAGCCCUGCCCGCUGAAGAGAUUUAGAGCUCAUGAGCGCUGCAUGCUCCUGCAGUGAUUUAACGCCCGAGCUCAACGGUCUGAUUGAUUAUUUACAGGCGUUUCGUGGCGGUCCACCUUCACUCUCUGUCUUUCCGGCUCCUCUGCUGUUCUCCACCGGCUGCUUGGGUGCGUGGUCAGUGUCCCGGUUGGCCUGUGUUGUGCUGAGUGCGGUGUGUGGUGUAAGGAUGCAGAAAAGGGUCUAGAGGUCUUGUAGCAUCAGCUUAGUCUCAACCUUUUGGCACCAAUUAACCCCGGAAGAAAACAACCACCCUCUGGUAACCUCUGGCAAUCUUUGGCGAACUCUGCGACUUUGGUUUUACCUCAAAAGCAAACAGUGCUUUGGUGUUUGUGCGCAUACUCACUAAGAGAUUAGUUUGCUUAUUAUAGACACUUUUUAGUACAGAUAAACUUAAUUAAGCCCAGAUAAAAGAUUUGGGCUGGGACUCAUUAAGUUCUUCCAAACUGGUAGACUGAAGUCAGUUUCCUCCUCUAUGUACUAGAUAUGCAUUAUUAACAACUCAAUCAGUCUGAUUAGCAUCAUCAAAAGGAUUGAUCCAAUCAGUCUUCCUCCUAAUUUUUCAGUUCAUAAGAGAUUGGACAUAAGUGAGCUAAAACACAAGAAAACACCAUAUCAUGAUGGAAAACCAGGCCUGUAAUGAAGGAAGGCAUUGCUCUUUUCACUCACAGUGAAACGUCAGUGAGAUAAACCCUGAUGUCAAGAAAUGUUUGUUACAGCUCAUGGAUAAUUCGAUCAAUAUUUGUUAAAAAAAAAAAAAUUACAAACACAGCAAAGGCAACAAAGAAGUGCUUCCCAUAAAAACAGAAAACAAACGUCACAGAAAAGAAAUGUCAAAUAAAACUAAACGUGGAAAAAAUGACCCCAAGUGGUCUGAACUGGGUAGGCCACAUGGUGGUCACAAAUUUGAGGAACAAGGUCAAAGGCAGUCAAAAACACUAUUACAAUGCAGUGCAGUAAUAAAAAAAUAAUGACAAGUUGGAAUUCAGAUUAAAAUGAACGAUGUUCCAGCCUUUCAAAGGUAGCUCUAAACAGACGAAACAAAAAGUAAAAAUUACCUUCAUCUACAUUUCAUUCAAACGGAUAUGGCUGUGCAGUCAGACUGUCAGAUUUAAUAAAACCAAGCAAAGAGGAACAACUACCGUGCUCAGAAUAUAGUUAUUUGUUUCUUUGCGUGACUUUGACUCAAAUUUCCUCUUCUGUUUUUUUUUAUCCUGUAUGACUGCAGCAGGAGCCCUUAGCUGUGUUUUGAGAACGCUACAUAGACGUUUCGAUAAUUUGGCAAAAAUAAAACUCAGAAUAAAUUCAACUAGACAGAAUUUCAAAAUCAAAAGAGUAAAAGAAAAAAAAAACAAAAGAAAAAAUGUUUUUGGGUGAUAUUUCACCCAAAAACACAUAUCAAGUACGGAGAAUAAUAAAAAAUACUGCAUAUGCUGGGUAUAAAGUAACAGUCAAAUAUUUAGACAAGGUAAUGAAAAAAGUCAAACGGUGUCCAAACGCUUGACUGCUACCUCGUUUCUGUGACCAUUUGAAGGAUCCAGAGUGUCAGCAAACACUUCCUGCUCCCUGGAGGAAAACCUAAACCCCCCGACACAGCCUCCAGCCUCCCGACCUACCCGUCAGCCCCCAGGAGACCUUCUGUCACACACUUUGACAGUCUCUGUGUGGGUGUGUAUGUGUGCGCAGGAAGAAGGAUGGGAGCUGGUCGCUUUGCAUGAACAUUUGCUUUCAAAUCCACUUCGCAGUGACAGAAAUUGAUAUUUCUGACAUUUCCUCUGUGUUGAAAUUCAGAUAUCCUGUUUGCCGAAAUAUUCAGGUGGCCUUCGGAUAUGCACCGACUCAUAUCUAAUCAGAGAAAAUAAUCUCUUCGAGGCUCUUCAUUCAAGGUGGAAAAACAAUUUGUAAAAGUAACAAGUACCUUCAGUCAGACUUGACAAUGAAAUGGACCAUUAUACACACUAAUAUCUAUCAGUUAAUUUAUAUUAAAAACAAAAUCAGUGUGUUCUUCUGAAACCAAGCUGCAGCUCUUAUUGAAAAAUAGCAUUACCAUCCUUCUAUUUUACUCUUAAUUCAGUAUUAACUGAAAUUUAUUGCUGAUUCUUUCAACAUUUAUGACAUAAAUGAAAUGUGAAAAUCAUUUCUUAUUUCAUUUUUUAAAGCUUUAGACAUCUAAAAUUGAACAAAAACUACUGGCUAACAUACAAUUUUGGGUGUUUUACACAGUUUUGUAAAAAUUAAAUAUUUCUUACGACACUGGGCAUCAGAUAUCAGCUGGAUCCCCCCCCCCCCCUUGUAUUUUUAAGUUCAGGAGAUAUAAUUCUGAUUAUUCUGCUGUUGUGUUUGUAUAUUUACCAAACUAAUUCUCCUUACAUCAUAUUUUGGGUCAUGUGAAGAUCAUUGUUCUCAUCUUCCGAGUCAGUUAUUACACUUUUCAUCUCUGCCCUGUCAGAAAGUGUUGUUAUGGAUCUGUUGGUGACGUUUCUGACGCAGGAAAUUCAACGUUUUCUCUCUGAGCUGUCUGAGAUUCAGUUGGGAACCAGUUGAUUCCCCUCGUUUCAUUCACAAUGUGUAUAAAUGGGAUGUUUUCUCUGCUGAACACGUUAGACACAGAAAAAAAAAACACUUCAUGAUUAACUCAUAGAAAUUGCAUAGAAUUUUUUUUUUUUAUAAGGAGAAAAAGUCCUGGAUAAUGGCUUAAUAUUUGCAUUGCUUUUACUACACUUCUAUUUAGUCAGCAGAAGCUUUACUUGAGAAUCAACAAACGUCUUAGCAGCUUGAUGAAGGGUGACGAGCAACACAAGGUUUACAAACUGACAGAGGAGCAACCCAAUUGAACAUUUAAAUCUGCCGAUACCCCUGAGCAGUUAAACAAUAAUUAUACAAGAUAUUUAAUCUAUUAAAAAAUAUAAAUACAAAGGAUGAAAAGUCUGAAAAGGCCUUUCCAUCCAUUAAUCCAUCACCUUCCUCUUAAUCUGAGGUUGGGUCACAGAGGCAGAGGUUUAAGAAAAAAGGCCCAGGCUUCCAUUUCUCCAGCCACUUGGGAACAGGGGGGCGGGAAUCCCUAGGCAUUCGCAAACCAACUGAGUCCCCCCAAUGUCUGGGUAUUCCUCUGGGUGUCUGCAGGACGUGCCUUGAAAUCCUGACCAAGGAGUCGACCAGACGCCCCGACCAGACGCCUGAGCCACCUCUACUGGCUCCUCUCAAUGAGGAGGAACAGCGACUGUAGUUUUAAACUCUCUAAUUGAUUGAGGUUCCCACCUUCCUCUAAGGGACAGCCCAGACACCCUCGGAAUGAAAAUUGUUUCAGGCGCUUUUAUCUGCUGGACAGAAUAAUUUUAUGUUACUUAAAACAGGUUAUUGUUUGUGAAAGAGUAGAUUCAUUAAACUCUCAUCCUGUGAUCUUCUUGUGAAUCUGAAACAUGCAUCAUUACAACACAUUUAAAUUUCCAGCAACUCUGGCUCCUCAAAGGACAUUUUGUACUAGACACUCAAAAUCCUUUUUUUACUUUGAACGCACUUUUGUGUAACAAAGAAGAAUUAAAAACAUUCUCUUCAAAAUGAAUACUUGUUUUGAAUACCUACAUUAUAUUUUGAUAGAUGCCUUUCUUAUUUCAUACCAGAAACAUGUUGAAAACCAUGAAUGAAAACCAAACCUAAAUCUAAUAGGAGUAUGCAUCAUUUUUGGCUCAAUUGUAUUUCUUACUGACCUUUCCUUGCAAUAGAUUGAAAUGGAUUUGAGAAAAUUACUUUAAAGUAUUGAUUGUUAAAGUGUGUACAGAAAAUGAAAAACAUGGGUAUGAAAAAAACGCAAACUACAGAAAUUCAGGAAGGCAAAUAAAUAAAAUAAAAACUAAUGACAAUGUUAACAAAAAUAUUCUCAAAAUGUCUUGUAAUUUCUUUUCAAAAAUAAGAUGAACAACAAAAAGAUUAAUUCAAGUUAGUGCAACACAUGUUGUGUUAUUGUCUUGCCACAUAUUGCCUCUGGUACUGUUUAGUUCACCAUGAUUUGCCUCCAUUUCUAGGGAAGACUUUAUUUAAAAAGACUUCAUUAAAAAGGUGAAAUAUACCUUUUAUCUUAAGCAACAUAUAAUGUGUAGUCAAAUUAACAAUGAUUGAGAUGUAAUGGCUUUUUCCUUUGAUUUAAAAAAAUGGACUGAUCUUCUUGUUUUUGUUUGCUCUCCAGGAUUACUUUACUUACUACUUCUUUUAGUUAAAAUGUUUAGCAUUAAAUAUGAUUAUUUCUCCCUGAAAACCUUCUGCUUGCUCUGCAUAAUCCAUUUCACCCAAUUUUAACCUUUUAGAAAACAAAACAAAAAACACUUUUAUUGGAUGCUAAGUAAAUUUUGUCCUUCUGAAGUCUUAAGGUAAAAAAAAACAUUUUCAUUAAUAGUGUUCAUAUCUACAGCUUGAUGAGGUUGAAUUUUGUCAGUGCAAACGUCCAGUGAUAACUCAAAUUGCAGUUCUACACAGAUCGCUCUACAUGAAUCUUGGAAUAAAGUUUGGUUAGCAGUUUUUUGGGAUUGUGUAUUAUACCAAAGCUGGAGUCUCUGGUAGUGAGGCCUCAGCUGGAGCAUGAAGACAUGCCAACUUUAUAAAUAUGAUACAUUUCUGUUAUUGUCACAGUUGUUUAUCAAUGAUAUGGAAUCUACACUGUUAUAGACAUACAAUAUGGAAAUAAGUGAUUCUUUUUAUUAUUAUUUUUUUGUUAAACCUGAUGUGUGAAUGAUAAAUUGUUAUACCCCCCAAACCGGGCAAGUUCGCUACAAGUUUUUUUUUUUUUUUUUUGGAAGACAUG
Poecilia reticulata (guppy) is the source of this 12728-nucleotide messenger RNA. The record is from RefSeq and is a predicted model, not a curated record. Lineage: Eukaryota; Metazoa; Chordata; Actinopteri; Cyprinodontiformes; Poeciliidae.